AGAUUACUUCUUCACUUCAUGUUCAAUACUUUUCCUUAGUUUAACAAAAUUGAAGGAUUGUCAAUCGACCUUCAACUAAAUUAGUUUUAUUUAUUCUGUUGUGUAUGUGAAUGUGUCAAUUAAAAUAAGUGAGGUAAAUAAAUAUUGUAAUAAGUGACCGGUAACUUAUCAUACAUCAAGAGGUUAUUUAAUAUUAGCUGUCUCAUAAUAAGAUAACAGGAAACAAUAUGGCUGAAAAGCAAAAAACCUUUUCGUUAAUACCGAAAAUCGUUAACGGUGGUAUUGCUGGUAUAAUCGGUGUCACUUGUGUUUUUCCACUAGAUCUGGUAAAAACUCGUUUGCAAAAUCAACAAAUAGGUCCGAAUGGCGAGAGGAUGUAUAAUAGCAUGAUUGACGCGUUUAAGAAAACAUAUAGGAAUGAAGGAUUUUUAGGAAUGUAUAGAGGAUCGGCGGUCAAUAUAUUGUUAAUAACACCGGAAAAAGCAAUAAAAUUGGCGGCCAACGAUUUUUUUAGAUUUAAUUUACAAACAAAAGAGAAGACGCUUCCAUUAUUUAGGCAAAUGAUAGCUGGAGGUUUAGCCGGACUUUGCCAAAUAGUGAUAACCACUCCCAUGGAAUUGUUGAAAAUUCAAAUGCAAGACGCGGGUAGAGUUGCCGCUCAAGCUCUUUUAGCAGGUAAAACCGUUAAAAAAACAUCAGCUACCGAAUUGACGUUAGGUUUAUUAAAACAACACGGCAUCAUUGGAUUGUACAAAGGUACCGGUGCUACUAUGUUAAGAGACGUAUCCUUUUCUGUCAUAUAUUUCCCAUUAUUCGCCACUUUGAACGAUUUAGGACCUCGAAAGAGAGACGGCUCCAACGAAGCGGUAUUUUGGUGUUCGUUUUUGGCGGGAUGCGCUGCCGGAAGUUUCGCAGCUCUUGCUGUGAAUCCUUUCGAUGUUGUCAAAACUAGGUUGCAAGCUUUGACCAAGGCGGAAGGAGAAAGGUCGUAUACUGGUAUUGGGAACGCUUUUGUAAAUAUUUUGAAAUACGAAGGGGUUACAGCUUUUUUUAAGGGUGGUGCUUGCCGUAUGAUUGUCAUAGCACCUUUAUUUGGUAUAGCGCAGACCGUUUAUUACCUCGGAGUUGCCGAAUAUCUUUUGGGUUAUCCAAGAGGAUAAAUGGAGUACCAAUCUCACUAGCGAUGAUUUUUUUUUAGCGAUAAGAACAAAUUUUAUUUAUUUUUAUUUAAAAAUUUUUGUGAUUCGUAUAACAUCUUUAAAUCGAUCCCGAAUAUUUUUUUCCACCCCCAAUAUUUGUGAAAAAUAUUAAAUAUUUCGAUUGAUAGGUAAAAAUAAUUUCGAAAUUUUUUUUUUUUUGAUCAAUUUUUAUAUUUUGAUUUUAUUGUUUCGUUUGAUUUAUUUCAUUCGAAUUGUUUUUUUUUUCGAAUGAAAAUUUCAUUGAGACGACAAACUUUUAACUAUUUUAUGUGUAACUGAGAAGCUUUUUUCCAAAAAUCUACUAAAUUUUUGAAAUUUUCGUUUAAAAUUGAUUAAAACGUUGAAUUAUCAUUCCAUUUAUCGUAUUAAUUUUAUUAUAUUACUGUCCAUAACAAGACGCAAUUUCUUUGCUUACAAAAAUAGAAAUGGGGGAAUAUUUUCGGAUUUGAAUAUAGUCCGUUCAUGUAAAACCUCCUCCAAAUAUCUUUUGAAUGCAUUUCGGUUAGUUUUCAAUGGCAAAAUUAUAGUCUGUUCAUUCAAAACCUUCCUGAAUCACUUGAAUCCAUUUCGAAACCUAUUCGUUGACCUUGUCGAAAAGAAAAGUGGAAAAUGAUCUUGAAAAGGGGUGUUUUCUCACAUCUAUUUUCUUAUUAUCAUUAACGAAUGAGUUUGGGUGUGAUUUAUAGGCAAACAUUAUAGUCCGUUCAUACAAACUUCAUGGAAACGCUUAUUGAUUGGUUUUGUUGACAGAUAAUUUUGUUUAAAAUGGUUUUGAACAGAUUUUCCAAUCUAAAUUUUCAAUAAUGAACUCAUUUUAGCACUUUUUAGUUUAAUACGGAUGUAAAAAUCAUUAUAAUAAUCGGUUAUUUUUUUUAUAAAACUUCAUUUGGUAGUAAGCUUCUUAGUUCCUCUUACUUUAUCUCAAAAACUGCGGUAGUAAAUCAAGUUUUUCCAAAAUUAUGAUUUUUAUUAGCAAAUUUGAUAAGUUUUGGAAUCAUAAUUCACUUUUGAACUGCCCAGAUCAGUAUUUUAUCACUUUUAACAAUUUAAAAUACUCAAAUAUGGAAACUACGUCGUAUAAUUUUUUAUUUUAAGCUUAGUAAGUAAAGUUACAAAAUAAUCGGAUUAAUACUCUUCGAAUCUCAUUUUUACUAUAUGUAUAUAUUUUUUCAAACGAUAAAACAGCCGUUUAGUAUCAAUUUCGAAAAUUCGAACAGUCGCAACCCCUUUUUAUUUUAUACUACACAUAUUUUUUUUAAUGUUGUUCAUAAUGAAAAAAAUUAGACAAGAAUCUCAGUAAGGUUUAAGGCAAAAUUUUCACUUGAAGCGAUUUCAAAACUAAUCAAAUGCUUUUCAUUGAGAGAUUUCGAUGUUUUAAUCAAUUAACUACGUGAAAAACUUUUUUGAAAACACUGACAAUAAACUGCAUGCCUAAUAAAAAGAGUUAGAAAUAUUAUUAGAAGAUGAAAAGGCAUUUUGGAAAGUUAAACUGAAAGUACAGGUCCAACUGAAAAAUGAUUUCGUAAUAUAAACGGAUAUAACUGGCGCGGUCAAAAGGAUAUUUACAAGUAUAACUUCAAAAGUAUUCAAGUUAAAUUAGGUACAAUUAUGUCGGUGGGGUUUACCAUAUUUUUCGACAGGUGGCGCUCUGAGUAAAAAUCCGUUCCUGCAGCACCGCAAUAUUUUCGCAGGUCUAGUGAAAUGUAGUUUUUGCUACACUGCAGUCUCGAUAUGUUCCUUUAAUGCCGUAAUAAACGCAGCAGAACCGAUAUAUUAAAUUAAACGUCUCCAGUGCUAGAAUGAAAUCAUUCGGCAACAUCGCAUAACCGAUACAUUCCCAUAUAGCAAAGCAACACUGCAAGUAAUCGAGUUUAUGCGGGUUUAUUUAAAUAUAAAUUUGGUGACAUUGCACACUAACUGGAACAGAUAUUGAUCGCACUAUCAAAUUUUAUUGAGAAAAUUCUAUUGACCGCGCCAUAUUAUAAAUAAUUAAACAUUAUUGUAGGUAAAAAUUUUAUUUUCACAUGUAGAAAAUGAAACGAAUAUUACGAACAGUUUGAAAACUUUCUUCCCUAUCCUAUUAUUCCAAUAUUGUCAAAUAAAUGUGUUGUCAAUUACUUAAAUCGUGAGUAUGCCGUUAUAGAUGUUCAAUAAACGGAAAUAGUUGAUGUU
This is a messenger RNA of Diorhabda carinulata, 3371 nucleotides long. Its product is annotated as mitochondrial glutamate carrier 1-like. Lineage: Eukaryota; Metazoa; Arthropoda; Insecta; Coleoptera; Chrysomelidae. Gene Ontology annotation, molecular function: L-glutamate transmembrane transporter activity; L-aspartate transmembrane transporter activity. Bases 228 to 1160 code for a protein of 310 amino acids. Gene Ontology annotation, biological process: L-glutamate transmembrane transport; aspartate transmembrane transport; malate-aspartate shuttle. The record is from RefSeq and is a predicted model, not a curated record. The transcript is spliced from 8 exons.